This is a messenger RNA of Oppiella nova, 1565 nucleotides long. The record is from the annotation of a GenBank genome assembly. Lineage: Eukaryota; Metazoa; Arthropoda; Arachnida; Sarcoptiformes; Oppiidae.
GGGAUGUUGUUUGUCGUCAACUGUCUCUCCAUUUGUUGUCGUCUUCCUCUCUGUCUGUCAUCUCUCGAAGCUAUCACUCGUUGGCCACGACUGCGAACCGAUGUCUCUUAGAGUGCAGUCAUCGGUGUUUCUGAGGCCACGACUCAUGUCUUUAUAAACAAAAUUCAUGUCUUUCUCACGAAAUCUCUUCAAUUGACUCGCUUUUGAUCGGCUUUUGGCGCCACUCAUGGGUUGCGUGUAUUCACAGCCGCGACGCUCGCGCUCUUCGGCCAACAGUUCCAAUGCCGACAAUCCGCGCGUCUUUCACGUUUGUAAUGUCGACGAUCGCGGAACUGAAGUGAACUUCGGGAAGAUUGAGAUCACGGACAACGAGUUGGCGCUCCACCAGAAGGGCAGGAACUCCAUCUACUGGUCGCUCAGAUCUCUUCGGCGCUACGGUUUCGACGCCGAACUCUUCAGUUUCGAGUGCGGCCGCAGAUGUCCGACGGGUCCCGCUCUCUCGCCGUCCACCCGAACCCCCACUAACCCCUCUCCGCCCCCCACAGGCAUCUACGCCUUCAAGUGCGCGAACGCCGAGCAACUCUUCAACGCCCUCCAGGAGGCCAUUCAACAGUGCACUUCAACCUCGCAAUACCCGCUCUUCGGCGCCGCCGCAGACCCGACGACGCCGCCCGAAGUGGGGCCGCGCUAUCCCGUGCGCGCGUCCGCCGCCGCCACCGGGACCGCCGCGCCUGCGCACCACUUCUCUUCGGACGCGAACCACGAGUACAUAAACUCUCCGUUUUAUGUGAACACUUCGGUCGCCGCGCAGUCGCACAACGCUUCGUCGCAACCGCUGCCGACCGCGCGCUCUGACGUCAACACGAAUUACGCGAAACUCGACGAUUUGGUUCGCUUUUACGUCAACAUCAAGACUCCAGUCGUCAACCAAUCGCUGCCUCCAAACGGUGCGCUUCAAAGUACGGACAGUGCGUGUUCGCCGCCCCACUCGCCCGCCACGCCGUCGGGCGUCGAACCCGUGAACUACAUUCUGCUGGAUCUCGACCAGAGUCAGAGCACCGGUCAGCCGACUGUCGUGACGACGGCGCCGCCCACUCCCGUCUCCAAGACGCCCACAAUGGAGUGGACUGCCCUGACUGCGGCCGCGACUCCGCCCACAACGCCGACGGGGCCGUCGCCGCCCAUGCCGUACGCGCAGAUCGACUUCGCGAAGACGGUGGCGCUCAGGACUGUCGGACAGUCCACCAGAGACUUCGCCAAAGCGCCCGCUUCUGGCGAGAAGUGAGAGCAGUGGCGGCGCCCAAACGGACGCCAACUGUAAAUACGUGUCGAGUGUUUCGUACGUCUGAUUCGGUAGUCUUCGGCGGCCUUUGCUUCCACUCAUUGGCCGUCGAAUCGUAGACUUUGUAUCGAAAAGUCUUUUCUAUAUUUUCUCUAUAAUUCACUUCAAUUAGAGUUUUAGUGAGUUUUCAAUUAGAGUUUUGUGUAAAUAAUAAAAGACUAUAUAUUUUAGACGCAAACCAAUAGUCAUUAGAUUUUUGGAUCAAUUCUAGACUUAAAGUGCU